Molecule: messenger RNA, 9788 nt
Organism: Acanthaster planci (crown-of-thorns starfish)
Lineage: Eukaryota; Metazoa; Echinodermata; Asteroidea; Valvatida; Acanthasteridae
Biological process (GO): protein phosphorylation
Molecular function (GO): protein kinase activity; ATP binding; protein binding
Source: RefSeq, a predicted model, not a curated record
UCCAACGCAAAACGUGUAGCCCACUAAUUUGUGAUAGCGCCCUCUAGUGGCAUAAUAAAAUAUAGUCUGGUCACGUCCACGCAUUACAAAGAUUAAUGAGAAGCAAGAGAUAAUCGCGGCGGUGAAUUGACAUGAACAAUUGUUUGGACUCCCAAAGUGAUCACCCCUACGUGUAAAAUGCACUGCUCCAAAACACUCAGAAUUGAAUUUCAUAUGUACUGUACAUAGACCGGGCCUAGUACCUCGGGGCCGGGGAAAUGGGUUAACGUUUCGUCCAACUUGGCGUCAGAAAUGUAGGAACUGAACUGGGCAUAAAAAGAGGAGACGAAAACUUGGAAGUGACAAGUACUGGUCUUCCAGUUAACGUAUGCAGAAUUCUCUGCCCUAGUCCCAUCAUGGCUACCAUCAUCCGUCCAUUGUCCGUGGCUGUCCAAGUCUUUCCUGAACUGACCAGCGAGGGCACCAUUCGUCAUGUCUGCUGACUUACUGAGGCAUAGCCCUAGGCAAGGCCCAAGGCCAGCCCAUGUGAGGGCGCUAUCUUCAGCCCCACAGUCUGACCGUCCAUCCUCAGCAAACAGUGACUCCUCUGGAAGUACCGUGAGCAGUGCAAGCUCUACCAACUCCUAUCGUAACCGCACCCUUCUCAAGACAUACCACGACUUUGCUAUGCAAAUCUUCAAUCCCGGCCAUGCCCAAGAUGUUGAGAAUCUUUUCCUGGCUGCUGCUCGAGAUGGAGACUUGGAACGAGUUGAGAAUUUCCUUCGCAGGAGAAGCAGUGAGAUUGUGAAUAUCGAUGUGAAGGAAAAACGAACAGGUAACACUCCAAUCAUAUGGGCUGCCAAGAACGGACACCUGAAGAUUGUUCAACUUCUCCUGAAAUAUGGUGCUGACAUCACCAUCCGUAACUAUGACAACGAAACGGCGAUGGAGGUUGCUAAGCCAGGUAUUCGUACAGCAUUGCUGCAGUCAGUUGAGAGGACUGGGUGUUCUCCAAGGCAUCUAUUGCAAGCGGCAUGGCAGGGGAACAUUGAUGUAGUCCAACGAUUAUUAAAUGAGAGUAAAGUGCUGGACAUCAACUGUCGUAAUGCUGAUGGAUACACACCGUUGCUGUUGGUUACCAGGGAUGUAGAUCUUUUUGAGCAGAUCGGUGCUGCCCUUGAGGAUUACAACCCACAGGCUGUAGUACGUGAGCUGUUGGCUCAUCGAGCUGACGUGACUACUCAUGACGCUGAAGGAAGAACACCGCUACACUUUGCUGCUGCAUCAAAAGCCAAGGUAUCCGAGGAGAUUGCUUUGGUUCUGAUGAGUGAUCCAUCCAUCUUAGAGAUGAGAGAUCGGAGGUCAUUAGCACCGAUCCAUUCAGCAUCACAGAGUGGUCAAGUAGAGGUACUUGUAGCUUUGUUGGACAGUGGAGCUGAUGUCAAUGCAAGGGGAUUUGCAGGAGCCACGCCCCUUCAUAUAUCGGCCUGUGCUGGUCAGUUACAAGCAGCUACAAAGUUGUUGAAUCAUGGUGCGGACGUGACACUAGUUGAUGACAGCGGAAAUACUCCGGUUGAUGUGGCUAAGACCAAGAAGCUGAAACAUGCUCUAAAAGAAGCAUGGACAGAGGCUACUCAAGCAAAACGAGACUUGGUAUUAACACCAGUCAAACCUCCAUCCCGUGUGGCUGAGCAUCACGGGUUAAUGGCAGAGGAGCGAUUGAUGCAAGAAUCUAUUGGAAGUACUCCAAGGCCUGGAUCAUCAUGUAACUUCACACCUGAAAAGCGUAUCAUUCAUAAGAUGACGGAGGCACACAAAGCAAUGCUAGCAGAGGAACAAAUGCUCCGAGAUAUUGAAAGUGGUCGUUUCACUCCAAGUUCGUGUCCUCGUAAGCUUGGUCUUCCAAGAGCCUCUUCAAGAAACAGUACAUCAUCAGGCAAGUUACCAAUUCCUCCCAAGACUCCCAGAGUCUUGGACCAUGGAUUUAAUUCCUCAUCACCUGCUGGGUCUCCAGAGAAGAACAAGAAGACCAGACCCCUGCUAGGUGGUCGAACUCGCACCCUUACUGUACCAAGCGGAGAAAGCACCAUCGACAUUAGGAACCAGAGGGCCAGGGCACAUGCCAAAGUUAAUCAGAGAAAUUCUGAUCCUGUUGUUUCCAAGGUAACAACAGACAUGCCUCAGGUUCCAGUGACGGUGGUUGGGCUUGACUUAGAUGACAACCUGAGAGAUAUCAGGUUUCGAAGGUUAGUUUCUGGGCCAAUAAGUCCCUAUCUUGAACGACGUCGUAGUCAUGACAAAGGAGAUGGUGUUAAUCCAACACCACCCACAGAGAGGCGACCUUCUGCUGGAAGCAGGGGCUCAACUCCUAGCUUGCAAGAUCUCACAGGUGCUUGUGUGGAUCUUAUUAAGAAAGGAGUGAAAUAUCACAGAUCAGUUGGAAGCUCGAGCAGCACAAUAAGCUUGGAUGAUGAGUCUAGUACCCAGCCUCCAAGGAGAGUUCCUCUCCGAGCCAAUACAUGUAUGCAGAUACAUCAUCUUAAUUUAGAACAAAUGCAUCUUCGUCUGGGCACGCCAAGUCCUUCAUUGGACCCAACGCAGCUCUUUAAUCCAACGUCACGCAAUGUCAUGCCUCUCUCGCCUUCACACUACUCCGAGAAUAUCCAGGCAACCAUUUUCGAGUUUGACAAUGAAGAUGAAGGAGCUGAAGAUGGACAUUCACAGGUUCUGUUCAGCAAUUCUCCAAACUUGGAAUGGAAAGGAGAGAGUAAAUCGAACAAUGAACAUUUGACAUUGAUGAGAUCCAAGUCAAUUCUUAAUCAUUCCAAACCCUUUAGCAUCGAAAAUACCCGCGUCAUGGACCCAAGCAAAGACGUUUCUACAGACUCAGGUCAGGGGUCCAGAACGUCUUACAGUGUCUCCUCUUCAGCUAGUACCCUCUCAACCCCAAGUCCUCUCCAGCCUAGAGCUGAUAAGGAGAUGCCUUUGGUUAAAAGUCUUGUCACCAAUCGUCUUGGCGUUAAAAUGACACCAAAUGCAACAAAUGUCAAAGAAUCUCCUGUCAAAACAAGGACUGCAAACCCAGUCACCAAACGUCCUUGUAAUGUGAACUCUGCAGUGACAAAGCAAAUAGACACAAAGGCUUCGACAGAGAUACCACUUCAUUCGGCCAAAACAUUAGUGGUGGAAAACUCGGACACAGUUCCUGCAUCUGUGGCAAAGAAACAACAGUCACAAACAAAAGGUCCAGAGAAGUGGUCAUCAAAAUCCUGUGGUACAAACUUUGCAAACAAAGAUGGAAAGAUAAACUCCAAAUUCUCUCCCAACUUGAGUGCAACUGUCCACAGCAGUAUGAGUAGUGUACAAGAAGCAGAGAUAGAAGCAAAGUCAGGAAGUGUAGCCUCCGCUGGACAAGCAGAUACAAAAAGCAAGUCUACAGUGACUAGUGACAAGGCACAGUCGUCUCAUCAGACAGCAGUUUCAUCUUCUUUAAAUAAUUCCAAACAACCAGUUGGUGAUGGAAAGAAACAUAAAACAGCAUUUGGUUCUCAAUCCAAAAAAGAUCAACCCGGGAAACAAACCAAAAGUACUUCAAAACCCACAGGAAAUGAAGUACAGAGUUUGAGUGCAAACAGAAAGGGGUCCAACUCCAUUCUGUUUGUUAAUACAAAGCCAGCAUCCAGUUCAGAUUACGGUCACUGUUCUUCGAGAACAACAGCUGCAGGAGGACAGAAUGUUCAUGAAACAGCUGUCAACAAGGCCGACGGUCAAUUCAUGGCCAGUAGUGAUGAUGUCACAAAUACUGCAGUCACCCAGUGCAAAACUGCAGAAACAGAAUUGCUCUUUGGAAGGUUAAAUGGUCAAAGGUCAAGCAAGAAAAGUGCUAACGUUACAUCUGACCCUGGUACCCAAAAGACGGAACAGAAAGCUAGUAAUGUCAAGACAGCCACCAACUUUAAAAGUAAGAGUGUCGGCAAAUCGCAAGCAGGGACAGAUCAGAUAAGCAAACCACCAAGACAGGCAAACAAACAGGGUAAAUCAUUAUCCCCUCAGAAGAUAUCAGCUCAAAAUGUUGAUCAAACAAUCAACAAAACGCUGCCUGUCUCUAGCUCUGGUGAAAUGCCAAAGGUUAGUCCAAGACCUGGAUACUGUCAGGGCUCAAAAUCACCAGCAGGAUCAUUAGAAAAAGCAUCACCAAGACUUCAGACCUCUAAGGGAGAACCAUCACUCUCAAAAAGCUUUGGUUCAGGCUCUUCUCAGGUAAAGACAGAAUUGAGAAAUAUGUUGAAAGUUCAAGAAGGCACUGACACAAAUACAAGACAGCCUCUUUCAUCUGAUGAAGGUGUUGGUUUGGAGUUGGAAGAACCGACUGACAAGGAUAAAGUCCAUUCAAGUGAUGAGAAACAGACAGUACCCUUUCAGAAAACUAAAUUUCAUUCUCAAGAGGCAGAGGCUGAGAAAAACAAACAUGAUGAUUCUCAUAAUGUUGGAGGAAAAAAAUCUCCAGUCAUCGAAAUGUUUCCAAGUAGUCAGACAUUGAUGAAGGGACAAAACGGCAUAGAGAAAAAAGACAAAGAUGGUAUAAGACCCAAGACAGGUGGAAGCAAAUCGGAUUCAGUAGAAAGUAUCGAAGAAGUUUAUGAAGAGGUUGUCUUUGUCUCUGAUGAAGAAAAAGAACGGAAACUCUUUAAGGUUGAAACAGAACCAUCUCAAGACACCGUCAAGAUUAAUAUUAAAGAAGUGGAUAUGUUUAAAGAGACAAAGAUACUGAAGCAGAAAAAGGUUGCUAGGAAGACAGCAGGACGAAUCAUCCCAGCUGUGAAAUCUCAGCCAAAGAGCGACUCUGAAAACAAAAUUGGAGGUGCAACCAAGUCUGCUCUCACUGCCGUUGGGAAAUCUAUGUCUGAUAUUAAGCUUCAAACCCAAAAACCUCCAUUAACCCCACAGAGUAGAGGAACCGUUCAUGACAGAACUGAAGAAAAAGAUCUCUCUGGAAAGACAAAGAAAAUUCCCAACCCUGUAAGUCCAAAAUUUCCUAGCACCAGUCUUUCUAAAUUCCACUGGUCUAAAUUUAAGUCACCAGAAGUGUCCCCACGAAGCGAUUCAUCCGUAGAUGCCCCACAUGACCCGCGGAUCAUCAAAGAACACACCCCUGUCAUCCGUGAUGUCAUAGAACUUAUGCAAAUGGGACCACUGCAACCUGGGCCAACACCGAUACCGUGGAAACCUAGAGAGAAGAUCUCAUCAACAAGCAGCUGUCCAAAUCCUAUUAAGCCUAGUUCUCUUGUCAAGACAAGGCGACGGAUUGCAAGCACCAAGGAACUACCAAGAAAAUCCUCUGUGAAAGGAAGUCUCCGAAAGAUAGCCAUCAUGGGUCAAAAUGCACAGAAAGGAAAGGCAGGCAGACCUGGAAGUGGAGGCAAAUCACGCCAGAAGGGGAAAAAGAAACAAGAACCUGAUGCUAUCAGCUCACAGAAGAAAGGAAAAUUGAGACCACUCAUGAAAACCAAGGGUAAGAAUCUCAAACUAGACAAGCUACACCUGCUAAGUGAGGUUGACUCCUCUACCAAAGCUUUCAUUACUGGUCAGGGAUGGCACAUUCAGACAGAGAAGAAUGAGACAUCAGAUGUCAUCAUCCAUGAUCGGUCAGCUCUCGACAGCUCUUGUGACUCCUCAGUACAUUCCGGUGAUGCUCCGUUGGGUCAUGAUGGAAGUCCUAAACUCAGCCCACAUAAUACUCUCAUCUUGAAUGAACUGUGUAAGAUUCAUCCGCUUAGCCCAGCAGUCAUUAGCAACAUUGCCAAUAUUAUGAGUCCACUGGAGGUUGACACACCACACUUCAUUCCUGACACGAUGGGAACCAUUAAAGAGUUUGGAGACUCUCUCAAAAGUAGUAGUUCAGCAGAGACUGAUAUGCAAAAUCGACCAAACAGCACAGAAAAGGCAUUCACAUUCGAGACAGAGAGUGUUGAAAAACUUACAAAAGAAGCAAGUAGUCAUCCAGAGAAACCACCACAGACUAAAGAGAAUACCAAGACAGAAGUUAAUCAUACACCUGCUAAUCAAUUAUCUAUUAAUCUGAAACCACUCUCAGGGCAUGAUUCAAAGGACUCAAAGUGUGAUGCAAAUUUAGAUGAAUCAGAUAGAACCAAAAAUCAUCAUGCCACGGUUGAUGGUGGAGAUGAGACAAUUGCACCAAGAAUUACCACUUCAGGGUCAUCAAGCAACCCAACAGAAAGAAACACAUUUGAUGUAGAGAGUGAGGAGGUGUCCUCAUAUGAAACCAACCCAGACUUCCUCAGAGUGUUAAGAUUACAGGAUAAUCCAUCAGCUAAUGUUUCCCCAAGGAGCACCAUGUUCAGAGCAGAGCUUGCCAAGGAAAUAUCCAAGAUGGAUAAUGAUCAAAGUGUACCUCCAGAGACUUCAACAGAACAGAGUGAGAAACGUGAUACCAUUAAAGAAAGAAUCUCUCACAAACCUCCUUUACCAUCCAACAUCCAUGUCAACAUCUCAGAACUGACUCGUGUCCCCCGUGGCAGUGUCAAGAGAAGACACAGUGAACCUCCUGCAAAGGUGUCUAAAGACAAACAAGAGGCACUGGAGAAGGCUGAAGAUGUCAGAAAUAUGAUACCUAUCAAGAACUCGUGGGAGGAGGAGGCUGAAAAUCCAAACUCACAAUUUGUGGAGGAUGGAGAGUCGAAGAUCAGGUCACAUUGGAGAGAACACAGCCAAGUAGAGGACAUGGUUUCUCCCCUGAAGAGUCGACUUCCUGAUAAAAACUUCAGUCCACCAUCAUCAUCAAAAGAGUCACCAACUCGUAGGAGAGGGAAUUCAGUGCCUGAGGUUGUUAGUCAGGAGCAACACGGGAGAAACGGAAAGAGGAGUUUGGAGGAUGCAUCUAACUUGGAACUUUCAGCUGUCUUGCCGUCUCAACGUAAGUCAAGUACCCGUAACUACUCUGAGGGUUCGGAAGUCUUCCUUAAUGAUGAUGCCAGGAACGACGAUGGCAACGAUGAUGAAGAUGAAGAUGAUGCAGUAAUUGACGACAAAGAGCAGAUCCUAACUGAGCAUGUGCAGCACAUGUCCAUGAAUGCCAUGCAAGAGUUGAACACUGUCCUCUCUCAGACCGGUGAUAUUCAUUUUGACUUUCCCUCACCAACGCUUCGUCCAGCGUCCAGAGAGCUUGAUACGGAGUCUGUUGGAUUUGAACCCGAGGCUGCUGAUUGGCUAAACCAAAGCCUUGCUGCAUCAGAAGCAAGUGACAUUACAACAAGGACAUUCUCUGCAAUGAGUAGUGAGUUGCAAAACACUCAAUCGAGUGGGCUGAGUAGUGAACGGAGUCACAGCUCAAGUACCAACUUCUCAGAAUCAGAGGGAGGGUUGCUCCAUUGGAAGAAGGGCAAUGUACUUGGCAGGGGAGCAUUUGGAGUGGUGUACUGUGGUCUAACAAACACGGGCCAACUGAUAGCUGUCAAACAGGUGGAACUGAGUGACAAGGACAACAAACAUAAAUCCAGGCAGCAGUAUGAGAAGCUACAAGAGGAAGUAGAACUGUUGAAGACAUUGAGACAUCGGAAUAUUGUAGGGUUCCUGGGUGUCUCACUUGAAGGUAGCACUGUCAACAUUUUCAUGCAGUAUAUCCCAGGAGGUUCUAUUGCCUCUCUCCUCGCUCGCUUCGGAGCUUUAGAAGAACCUGUCUUCUGUCGCUACACUAAACAGAUUCUCCAAGGAACCGAGUACCUCCAUGCCAAGAAUGUCAUCCACAGAGACAUCAAGGGAGCCAACAUCAUGCUUAUGUCUAACGGCGUUAUCAAACUGAUUGACUUUGGCUGCGCUAAGAGACUCUGCAUCAACAUUAGUCAGAGCCAGAACCUCCUGAAGUCUAUGAGAGGAACUCCUUACUGGAUGGCACCGGAAGUCAUUAUGGAAACAGGACAUGGCAAGAAAUCUGACAUAUGGAGUAUCGGCUGCACAGUGUUUGAAAUGGCAACACGGAAACCUCCUUGGUCCGAGAUGCCUCCCAUGACUGCAAUCUUUGCCAUUGGCUCAGGUGGACCAGUACCCCAGCUUCCAGAGAAAUUUUCUUGCUUUGCUCGGGAAUUUGUCAAUGCUUGUUUAACAAGAGACCAGGACGAGAGGCCAACUGCCACACAGCUCCUGACUCACAGCUUCAUCCGUAAAAGGAGGGAGAGAGGACGAGAUCGAUUUGAAACAAGAAUCUCGUCAUCCACGAUGGAGGACGCAAACAUCAAAUUCAAGGAACAAGUUAGGUCUGAGGACGACAGACACAAGACAGAGAAAAGGACAAACAAGAAGGAUCCUUUCUCUUGAUUGUUUUUCACUUUCAUUCACUAAAAUAGGUUCAAGAUAGGUCUUUGAGGAAAGAACACUUUUCUUCAUUCUUCAGAUAGGAUCUGAGGACACAAGGAAAUGUUCAAACAUAGAAUUCCUUUUGCUUUUGGUAUAAUAUUAUGUCCUUACUUCCACGAGUGACAACACAAUUUGCUGGUGACCAGAUUAUACUGGAUGAUGUCAGCAUAAUGGGGUGUCAUGUGGUCACUGAGGACAUCAGACCUUGAUCAAACAAAGGAUGUCAGACUGUGGAUCACACUGGGGACAUCAACUCAGGAUCAUACAAAGGACGUCAGACCUUGGAUCAUAGAGAGGAAGGGUUUUGCUUGGUGUCUUUUUAGAUUCCUCCGAUGGAAGGGGCAGUGACACGUUCUUGGCUUAUUCAAUGUUCAUCUGCCUGUUUGAAGUAAGUGCAAUUUGGUAAUCGCUGUAGAUCUCAGAGUCUAGUAAUGAAGAACUGAAGACAUUAUGAGCUCAUGAAAGGAGAGUCCUUUUAAUGCUUACGUGAGUUGAAGUAAUUGACAGAUGUCAGAUUAACAGAAUACCUCACUCAUGUUUUGAUAAAAAAAUCAAACAUGACUUUUGCUGUUGUAUUUUGUUGCUUGCAAAUUAACUUUUUCUAAAGUGUAAAAACUGGAAAAGAUUUCAAGGUCUGCUUGUUUUGCCGUGAAUCAUUCAUGCAGAUAUAAUCAGUAUUGUAAUUUUAACAUUGAGUGCCUAAUCUGAACCUGCCAACAUGAAAGCGUCCAACUUUUCCACACAUUUACCUUAUUUGUACAUGUAGAUACCUGCAUAUCUCACAUUUGACCAACCUCGCAGCUUGAUUCCUUCCAAAUUCCGAGAAUUGAUGGAUUCCUAUCAGAAUGUACAUUGCAUGUUGGGUGCCUUACCAAACUACAUUUACUGGUAUUUGAUAGUUUUCAUUCAGUUUAAUUGCAAUCUAUUCAAUCUCUCUAUUAAACAACUAAUGUUUUAACAAUGGUGCAUUCAGUUAUCAACCAAUGUUUUAACAAUGGUGCAUACAGUUAUUUAUACAAAGCGGUGCCUUUGAAAUUAUGUUUUUUUAUAGCAAAUCAAGAGUAAAUUAAAACUUGCAGUUUUGUCGUGGAGUUGAUAGCAAGUCCUUUCACAAAUUAUCUCACAAGUCCUUAUUAAUACAGGAGUGGUCAUAACAGAGACAGUUGACUUACGUUUAGCCUGAAAACAAGUGUUUGUAAAACAUCAAGAACUAUCAACACCCAAAUAUUACGUGUGGUAUCUAAUUUAAUAGGACUAAAAGACUGUUCAUUUGUGGGGUAGGACUAUACAUGUAGCAAUUUGUAGCAAUUUGUUGUAGUGUAGUCAAGUGGUUUUGAAAAAACCUGGUAAGUAAUCCCUUUGACAGAUUUUACAUGUACAUGUAUGGUGAUCGUUUUUGGCCUACAUGUAUUGGGGCGCAAACAAAAAAGCAGUGCUUG